AUCACGAUUAAAACUUAUUAUCAAAAAAACAAUAAUUAACAAAUAUUAUUUCUUGAUUUCUUAUUUUUGAAUAUUUUGAAUAUUUUGAUUAUAAGUUAUCAACUAAGAAAUUAAUUUAGAAUGUUUCUUUAAACUAAUGACAUUUGAAUAUUCAAUUGAUCUUAAUUACUAUGACUGAAGAUUUAUCACGUGAUGAAGUGUCACGCCAACGACAAGAACGGUGGGAACGCCACAUGCAUGGCCUUUGCAUACUUGAUAAUCAUUUGAAUGUUGAAAUGGAAUUAGCUUCACAUCGAUCAGCUGUGCUAAAUCAUUUAGUUGAACAAGCAAACAGGGUGAAAGACUUAUGGCAAGAAUUUCAGCGACAAUCUGACAAUGGGUGUGUCUUAGAAGAUACUGCUGUACAAAUGGCCAUAGAACAACAUGGCUUACAAAGUCAUAAUUUUCAUCAACCUCAAAAUAAAACAACUGAAACGCAAUCUAAUAAUAAAUUGCCUGAUAUCGAUUGUGAAGACAUAUUCAAUCAAGCAGUAUCUGCUGCAAUUAUUUCUAACGGAUUAAUAACCUCACAAAACAAUAGUUAUUUAUAGAUUUUAUUUUAUAAAUUUUAAAACAACACUUAAGUCCCAAAUUGUAUUAUGAUUUAAUUAAUUUUUUAAUAGAAUGCUAGAUUUAGAACACAAUAAUAAUUUCUAUUUUUAUUUCAUAAUAAUAAUAAUACUUAUAAUAAUAUUGAUUCUUUUUUAUUUAUAAAUUUUAUUUUCUACUUAAAUUUUUUGCUUUAUUAUGUAUACUUGAACAUUUUUUUAAAUUUAUAAAUGAAAAUCAUUUAGUGUUCAACAUGGAAAUUUUAUAUUUCAGCAAUUUGUUUACAUUAUUUAUAAACAAAAUGAUCAAACAUUAUUUUACCAACAAAUAUUUACCUACCCAAAAAUAAUAUUAAAUGAAA
This is a messenger RNA of Daktulosphaira vitifoliae (grape phylloxera), 949 nucleotides long. RefSeq lists its product as uncharacterized. The coding region runs from base 171 to 590 and encodes 139 amino acids. The record is from RefSeq and is a predicted model, not a curated record. Lineage: Eukaryota; Metazoa; Arthropoda; Insecta; Hemiptera; Phylloxeridae. The transcript has 3 exons.